UGACUCUCUCAGGACAGUGGAAAGGAAGGGCCCUUAAGAUCCAGCAGCAAUCAGUCCUCCAAGGAUAGAAAGAUCACACCCACGGAGUGAAUGGCUGUGGAAAAUGACUCUUCAGUGACUGAGUUUCUUCUUAAGGGAUUAACAGACCUAUCUGAGCUCCAACUGCCCCUGUUUUUUCUGUUCUCGGUAAACUAUAUGGUCACUGUAGUGGGAAACUUGAGCUUAAUUCAUCUAAUUUGCCUGAAUUCACACCUUCACACUCCCAUGUAUUUUUUCCUUUUCAACCUGUCCUUUAUUGAUCUCUGUUAUUCAUUUGUCUUUGCCCCCACAAUGCUGAUGAGCUUUAUUUUAGAGAGGAACAUCAUCUCCUUUGCAGAAUGCAUGAUUCAACUAUUUUUCUUCUGCUUUUUUGUCAACUCUGAGUGCUAUGUGCUGACAGCCAUGGCCUAUGAUCGCUAUGUGGCCAUCUGUAAGCCUCUGCUGUACACAGUCACCAUGUCCCCUAAGAUCUGUUCCUUGCUGAUGUUUGGUUCAUAUGUGAUGGGGUUUGCUGGGGCCAUGGUCCACACAGAGUGUAUGAUCAGGCUCAUCUUUUGUGAUUCCAACAUCAUUAACCAUUACAUGUGUGACAUCUUCCCCCUCCUCCAGCUCUCCUGCAGCAGCACCUAUGCCAAUGAGGUGGUGAGUUCUUUCAUUGUGGGAACAGUUGUCAUAGUAUCGAGCCUCAUUAUCUUAAUUUCUUAUACUUUGAUUCUUUUCAACAUCCUUCACAUGUCCUCGACUAAGGGUUGCUCCAAGGCUGUGAGCACCUGUGGCUCCCAUAUAAUAACUGUUGGCCUAUUUUAUGGAUUUGGGCUACUUACUCAUGUUAAGCCAUCAUCUGUUGGGUUCAUCGGCGAGGGAAAAUUUUUCUCAGUGUUUUAUACCAAUGUGGUACCCAUGUUGAAUCCCUUCAUUUACAGCCUCAGAAACAAAGAUGUCAAACAUGCUCUGAAGAGAAUGCUAAAGAAAUUUACAAACUGA
Molecule: messenger RNA, 1023 nt
Organism: Carlito syrichta (Philippine tarsier)
Lineage: Eukaryota; Metazoa; Chordata; Mammalia; Primates; Tarsiidae
Product: olfactory receptor 143-like
Exons: 2
Coding region: 91-1023 (310 amino acids)
Biological process (GO): G protein-coupled receptor signaling pathway; sensory perception of smell
Cellular component (GO): membrane
Molecular function (GO): odorant binding; olfactory receptor activity; G protein-coupled receptor activity
Source: RefSeq, a predicted model, not a curated record